Molecule: messenger RNA, 1218 nt
Organism: Mangifera indica (mango)
Lineage: Eukaryota; Viridiplantae; Streptophyta; Magnoliopsida; Sapindales; Anacardiaceae
Exons: 2
Coding region: 1-1218 (405 amino acids)
Source: RefSeq, a predicted model, not a curated record
AUGCAUUGUGAAGUGAGGCUUGUAAAGGAAAAUACUAGUAUUGGCUUGACAAUAGUCUAUGGCAGCAAUAAUCCCAUGGAGAGGAAGUUUCUUUGGCGUAACCUCAUAAAUAAAUCCCAUAUGAUGCAAAACUUCCCAUGGAUUAUAUUGGGAGAUUUUAAUACUAUUAGAGAUCCUCAAGAAAAGGUUGGUGGCGCAACUUGGGGUAAUUACUACUGCGAAGACCUUAGAAAUUGUAUUAGGGAGGCUGAAUUGGAUGACUUAAGGUUCAUGGGUCAUCUCCUAAUGUGGAGCAAUUAUAGUGAAGGCAAAAGGAGGAUAACAUGUAAACUAGAUAGGGCACUUAUUAAUGAUUCUUGGAAGGAUGCAUUCCUUAAUGCUAUGACUUAUUUCCUCAACCCUUCUAUAUCUGAUCACUCUCUUUGCAUGGUAAGAAUGGGAACCAUAGAAGAUUGUAGGAAAAUACCUUUUAAAUUCUUUAAUUUGUGGACACACCAUGAAAACUUCCUCAGCAUUGUUGCUGAAGUUUGGAGCCAUGAAGUUCAAGGCAACCCCAUGUUCAAUGUGAUAAGCAAACUUAAAAAGCUAAAAGUUGAAGAAUCUUUGGCUAGACAAAAAUCUAAAGUUUAUUGGCUAAAGAAAGGUGAUCAAAAUACAAAGUUCUUCUUCAAAAGUAUCAAAGGUAGAAGAAAUAGGAACUCUAUCUAUAGGAUCCAAAGGGAGGAUGGAUCUUUUGUUCACAACAUGGAGGAGGUCAAGGAGGAGUUUAUGGAACGUUUCAAAUCUGUCCUCAAUGGAGAUGAGUAUUCAAAUGUGAAUCUUAACAAGCUCAAAAAGCUAGUCAAAUUCUGGCUUGGUAGUGAGGAAAAUGAUAUACUUAUAAAAGAAAAUUCAGUGGAAGAGAUUAAAGAAACCAUUUUUGCCAUGGACAAUAACAAGGCUCCGGGUCUGGAUGGAUAUGGUGCAUGCUUCUUCAAGGCAGGUUGGAACAUAAUUGGUGAUGAUGUUAUAAAGGCCAUCAAACAUUUCUUCAAAACGGGCCAUCUCUUAAAAGAGGUUAAUUGCACUAUUCUUGCUUUUGUUCCUAAAAUUACUAACCCUUUUCUUUGUAAGGAUUUUAGACUUAUAGCUUGUUGCAAUACUUUGUACAAAUGCAUCACCAAAAUCAUGGCAAACCGCCUCAAAGCCAUUCUUCUGCAGUUCAUCAACAAAGCUUAA